This is a messenger RNA of Phodopus roborovskii (desert hamster), 2718 nucleotides long. It is a transcript of the gene Hbs1l, whose product is annotated as HBS1 like translational GTPase. The transcript is spliced from 18 exons. Gene Ontology annotation, molecular function: GTPase activity; GTP binding. The record is from RefSeq and is a predicted model, not a curated record. Lineage: Eukaryota; Metazoa; Chordata; Mammalia; Rodentia; Cricetidae. The coding region runs from base 52 to 2100 and encodes 682 amino acids. Gene Ontology annotation, biological process: translation.
UCUGAGCCGAGUUCUUUGGGAGGGACUGUGGCUGACGGCCUGUGUGCCGCGAUGGCUCGGCACCGGAACGUCCGAGGCUAUAACUACGAUGAAGAUUUUGAAGACGAUGAUUUGUAUGGCCAGUCUGUGGAGGACGAUUAUUGUAUUUCACCGUCAACAGCUGCUCAGUUUAUUUACUCACGACGUGACAACCCUGUAGAAGAAUAUGGUUAUGAAGAUCUGAAAGACUCUUCUAAUUCUUUUCUGAAUCAACAGUUAAGUGAAAUUGACCAAGCUCGACUUUGUUCAUGCCUUGAUCACAUGAGAGAGGUCCUGGGAGAUGCUGUGCCUGAUGACAUACUGACUGAAGCAGUUCUCAGAAACAAGUUUGAUGUCCAGAAGGCUCUGUCAGUGGUUCUGGAGCAAGAUAAUGUGCAGAAUUGGAAGGGGGAGAGCGGACGAGCGGUGUCUGCAGGAAAGGCAUCAAAAGGAAAAUCAGUUGGAUCUCGGUCAUCUCAGAGUGAGUCUGAAAUUGUGCCAAAAGUUGCUAAAAUGACUGUAUCUGGGAAGAAGCAAACUAUGGGAUUUGAAGUGCCUAGCUUAACCUCUGAGGAGAAUGGAGAUAGUCUGCAUACUCCUCACAAAGGACCUCCUGGUGACGAUGGCAGCAUUGCUUCUCCUAAUGUUCUUGAGACCAGCACUCAUAAAUCUGCCCUUCUACCUCCCUCCAUUCAAGCAUCAGAAGAGCUGAGUUCAAAUCCAGCACCAGUGAAAAAGUCUGGCAAGCUGAGGCAGCAGAUAGACGUGAAGGCUGAGCUGGAGAAGCGUCAGGGCGGGAAGCAGCUGCUCAACUUAGUGGUCAUUGGUCAUGUUGAUGCUGGGAAAAGUACUCUGAUGGGCCAUAUGCUUUAUCUUCUGGGUAAUGUAAACAAAAGAACUAUGCAUAAGUAUGAACAAGAAUCUAAAAAGGCUGGCAAGGCUUCAUUUGCAUAUGCAUGGGUCUUGGAUGAGACUGGAGAAGAAAGGGAAAGGGGAGUAACAAUGGAUGUUGGCAUGACGAAGUUUGAAACCACAACCAAAGUUAUUACAUUAAUGGAUGCUCCGGGCCAUAAGGAUUUCAUUCCCAACAUGAUCACUGGAGCAGCUCAGGCUGAUGUAGCUGUUUUAGUUGUGGAUGCCAGCAGAGGAGAGUUUGAAGCUGGAUUUGAGACUGGAGGACAGACCCGAGAGCAUGGCCUGUUAGUCCGAUCUCUUGGAGUGACACAGCUUGCUGUAGCUGUCAAUAAAAUGGAUCAGGUAAAUUGGCAACAAGAAAGAUUUCAAGAGAUUACUGGAAAACUUGGCCACUUUCUUAAGCAAGCAGGUUUUAAGGAGAGUGACGUAGCUUUUAUCCCUACGAGUGGUCUCAGUGGUGAAAAUUUAAUCACAAGAUCACAGUCGAGUGAGCUCACCAUGUGGUAUAAAGGAUCCUGUUUAUUAGAACAAAUUGAUUCCUUCAAGCCCCCUCAACGAGCCAUUGACAAACCUUUUAGGUUAUGUGUGUCAGAUGUCUUCAAAGAUCAAGGAUCUGGCUUUUGUGUGACUGGUAAAAUUGAAGCUGGUUAUAUCCAAACUGGAGACCGACUGUUAGCAAUGCCACCCAAUGAAACUUGUACUGCAAAAGGAAUCACUCUGCAUGAUGAACCUGUUGAUUGGGCAGCAGCGGGUGAUCACGUUAGUCUUACUUUGGUUGGGAUGGAUAUCAUCAAAAUCAAUGUUGGUUGUAUAUUUUGUGGCCCCAAAGAACCUAUUAAGGCUUGCACUCGCUUCAGAGCCCGGAUCCUCAUCUUCAAUAUUGAAGUUCCUAUCACUAAAGGAUUUCCUGUGCUGUUACACUACCAAACCAUCAGUGAGCCUGCUACUAUUAAGCGAUUGAUUAGUGUCUUAAACAAAAGUACUGGUGAAGUCACAAAGAAAAAGCCCAAGCUGCUGAGCAAGGGCCAGAACGCAUUGGUAGAGCUGCAGACACAGAGACCAGUGGCCCUGGAGCUCUACAAAGACUUCAAGGAGCUGGGGAGGUUUAUGCUGCGGUAUGGUGGCUCCACAAUAGCUGCUGGUGUUGUCACUGAGAUAAAAGAGUGAUGGGUCCACCAUGUUUCCAAAUGCGGUGAGACAGUCGGCCACAGAGGCAUCCAGUGGUGCGGAGAUGGAAACAGUGUGCAGUUGAUGUUUUGUAGAUGAGAGAAACUAAAGCUAUAAUUAGCUGCCAAGAAGUAUUAAUAAUCACUCCUGUAAAAAUUUCGAGUUGCCAAGUGACAAAGAAAGGCCCAUAUUGUACUUCCGUUUCAAAAGCAGUUUUUCCCUGUGGGGUGGUAGUAAAUGCAUCUGUUUUCCCGAGGUUGUGAGGGUUAUCCAAAGACACUUAAAUCAUCAUGAAAUGGACUCAGCUUCCAGCCAAACCAAAACCAUGUUUGUUUUCUGUUUUCAUGCUCCUGCUCCAUGCAUGUUCCAAGGAAGGGUAUCUAAUUGGGGCUUUUGAUGUAGUCAGUCUUUGACCUGGUGCUUUUUUUAGUUAACACUAAGAAAAGAUUUACUGACAGUAAUAGUAAAGCUAUUCUGUGUUGAAAAAAGAAAACGUCCUCACGUUCAACAAGUCUACCUUCAGAAGUGUGAUUGGAAGUGACUGAAAGCUGUUCUUAGGUCACUAAGAUAUUAUUUAAGUUGAAAAGCCAGCUAAUAAAAGGCCUUAGUUUAAGCAUA